AUGAUGAAAAUUUUGAGAAACUAUGAGAAGAUAUCAGAUCAGUUGGUCAAUAAGGGUAAGAGUUCUUUCUAUUUGCAUGAGAAAGUUCCAGUUAAUAUUGUGCGUAGAGUAAGAAGAAAAACUGGAAUGAGGAAAUGCUCCUUUCCUUUUACAUAUCUGGGUUGUCCAGUAUUCUAUGGUAGAAGGGAGAUUGUCUAUUAUGAUAAUCUUAUCAAAAAGGUUAUGAAUAGAGUGAUGUCUUGGCAAAACAGGAUGCUUUCAUUUGGUGGAAGAUACAUUUUGAUUGCACAUAGUAAUACUGCUGGUUUGAAAGGAAAUCAUUGGGUUGCUUGGGACAAAAUGUGUCUGCCAAAGGAUGAGGGGGGACUUUGCUUCAAAUCUCUCCAUGACAUAUCAAAAGCUCUUUUUGCAAAACUCUGGUGGAACUUCAAAACUUCAAUCUAUUUUCGGGGAGCAUUUACGGGAAACAACUACUUCUUAAAGCCGCAUCUUGUAAUUGCUUAA
Molecule: messenger RNA, 504 nt
Organism: Lycium barbarum (goji berry)
Lineage: Eukaryota; Viridiplantae; Streptophyta; Magnoliopsida; Solanales; Solanaceae
Exons: 2
Coding region: 1-504 (167 amino acids)
Source: RefSeq, a predicted model, not a curated record